GGCCUUUCUCUUAUUCACAGGUCACUCAGAUGGGGAUAUGGAGAGUAGAAACCUAUCAGCAGUGACUGUAUUUGUCUUCACUGCUUUCCCGCAGCUCCAGGAUGGUGGCCUCCUGUACUUUUUCCCUUUACUUUUCAUCUACAUCUUUAUUGUGGCAGGAAACCUGAUAAUCUUCUUUGCUGUCAGACUGGACACCCGUCUUCACAAUCCCAUGUAUAAUUUCAUAAGUAUCUUCUCGUUUCUUGAGAUGUGGUAUACAACAGCUACCAUCCCUAAGAUGCUCUCCAAUCUGAUCAGUGAGCAAAAGACCAUUUCCUUCAUUGGCUGCCUCCUGCAGAUGUACUUCUUCCAUUCCCUUGGAAACACUGAAGGGACCCUUCUGACUGUCAUGGCUAUUGACAGGUAUGUUGCUAUCUGCAAGCCACUCCGCUACCCUAACAUCAUGACACCCCGGCUAUGUGCUCAGCUCACUGCUGGUUCUUGUAUAUUUGGCUUCCUCAUCCUUCUACCUGAGAUUGUAUGGAUUUCUACUCUACCUUUUUGUGGUCCCAAUCAAAUCCACCAGAUAUUCUGUGAUUUCACCCCUUUGUUGAAGUUAGCCUGUACAGAUGCCUCGGUGAUCCUGGUUCAAGAUGUGAUUCAUGCCCUUGCUAUUUUGGUAACAAGUCUGAUUAUUUCUCUUUCCUACAUAAGAAUUGUUGUUGUUAUCCUGGGCAUCUCUUCCACAGAGGGUCGUAAAAAGGCCUUUUCCACCUGUGCUGCGCACAUCGCUGUCUUCCUGUUGUUUUUUGGCAGUGUGGCCCUUAUGUAUCUUCGAUUUUCUGCCACUUAUACACCAUUCUGGGACAACACCAUUGCUCUUACAUUUUCUGUAUUUGCUCCCUUUUUCAAUCCUAUCAUAUACAGCCUGAGAAAUAAGGACAUGAAAGAUGCAAUUAGCAAACUCUUUUGCUCUCAAAAGGUGUUCAAUGAAUCAAGUAGGUAAUUUAAGCUUAUUCCUUUUUAACCUAAAUA
Molecule: messenger RNA, 1014 nt
Organism: Peromyscus maniculatus bairdii (prairie deer mouse)
Lineage: Eukaryota; Metazoa; Chordata; Mammalia; Rodentia; Cricetidae
Product: olfactory receptor 6K3-like
Biological process (GO): G protein-coupled receptor signaling pathway
Cellular component (GO): membrane
Molecular function (GO): G protein-coupled receptor activity; olfactory receptor activity
Source: RefSeq, a predicted model, not a curated record